GGAAUGAAAUUCUCAGAUCCAACCCAAUAUAAUAUACAUUUUUCAAAGCACAGUAUAAUGAAGGCAUGUAAAUGCUUUCGGUGUGGAAAGUACUUCAGAUACAAAUCACAACUCCUUGUGCACCAAAGGAUCCACACAGAGGAGAAGCCCUUUGAAUGCUCAGAGUGCGGGGAGAGAUUCAGUCACCGUAGCACUCUUCAACAGCAUCUAAGAACCCACACAGGGGAGAAGCCUUUUGAAUGCUCAGAGUGUGGGAAGAGCUUCAGUCAGAGUAGCAAUCUUAAAAUUCAUCUAAGAACGCACACAGGGGAGAAGCCUUUUCAAUGCUCAGAGUGUGGAAGGAGAUUCAGUCACAGUGGCAAUCUGCAAAGUCAUCUACAAACCCACACAGGUGAGAAGCCUUUUGAAUGUUCUGAGUGUGGGAAGAGAUUCAGUUGGAUUGGCCAUCUUCAACAUCAUCAAAGAACUCACACAGGAGAGAAGCCUUUUGAGUGCUCAGAGUGUGGGAAAAGAUUUACUCACAGUGGCACUCUUCAAAAACAUAUAAGAACCCACAUAGGAGAGAAACCUUUUGAAUGCUCAGAGUGUGGGAAGAGAUUCAGCCACAAUGGCCAUCUUCAGAGUCAUCUAAGAACUCACACAGGGGAGAAGCCUUUUGAGUGCUCAAGGUGUGGGAAGAGAUUCAGUCAGAGUAGCAGUCUUCAAAGUCAUCUAAGAACCCACACAGGGGAGAAGCCUUUUGAAUGCUCAGAGUGUGGAAAGAAAUUCAGUCACAGUGGUCAUCUUCAAAGUCAUCGAAGAACCCAUACAGGGGAGAAGCCUUUUGAAUGCUCAAAGUGUGGGAAGAGAUUCAGUGAGAGUAGCAGUCUUUAUGGUCAUCUACGAACCCACACAGGAGAGAAGCCUUUUGAAUGCUCAGAGUGUGGGAAGAGAUUUUGCCGCAGUGGCAGUCUUCAACAACAUCAAAGAAUUCACACAGGGGAGAAGCCUUUUGAAUGCUCAGAGUGUGGAAAGAAAUUCAGUGACAAUAGCAGUCUUCAAAGACAUCUAAGAACCCACACAGGGGAAAAGCCUUUUGAAUGCGCAGAGUGUGGGAAAAGAUUCAGCCGCAGUUGCUAUCUUCAACAACAUCAAAAAACCCACACAGAGGAGAAGCCUUUUGAAUGCUCAGAGUGUGGAAAGAGAUUCAGUCAGAACGGCAAUCUUCAAAGUCAUCUACAAACCCACACAGGGGAGAAACCUUUUGAAUGCUCACACUGUGGGAAGAGAUUCAGUCGGAGUGGCAAUCUAAUACAGCAUCAAAGAACACUCAAAGGGGAGAAGCCUUUUGAAUGCUCAGAGUGUGGGAAGAGAUUCUGUCACAGUAGCAGUUUUCAAAGUCAUCUAAGAACCCACACAAGGGAGAAGGCUUUUGAAUGCUCAGAAUGUGGGAAGAGAUUCAGUGACAGUAGUAGUCUUCAAUGUCAUCUAAGGACCCACACAGGGGAAAAGCCUUUUGAGUGCUCAGAGUGUGGGAAGAGAUUUAGCCGCAGUAGCCACCUUCAUCAACAUCAGAGAACCCACACAGGGGAGAAGCCUUUUGAAUGCUCAGAGUGUGGGAAGAGAUUCAGGGACAGUAGCAGUCUUCAAAAACAUCUAAGAACCCAUACAGGGGAGAAGCCCUUUCAAUGUUCAGUGUGUGGGAAGAGAUUCAGUUGGAGUGGAAAUUUUCAUAGUCAUCUACGAACACACACAGGGGAGAAGCCUUUUGAAUGCUCAGAGUGCGGGAAGAGAUUCAAUCACAGAAGCAGUCUUCAAAGUCAUCUACGAAUCCACACAGGGGAGAAGCCUUUUGAAUGCUGA
This is a messenger RNA of Heteronotia binoei (common prickly gecko), 1842 nucleotides long. Its product is annotated as gastrula zinc finger protein XlCGF57.1-like. Gene Ontology annotation, molecular function: RNA polymerase II cis-regulatory region sequence-specific DNA binding; DNA-binding transcription factor activity. Gene Ontology annotation, biological process: regulation of transcription by RNA polymerase II. The transcript has a single exon. The coding region runs from base 4 to 1842 and encodes 612 amino acids. The record is from RefSeq and is a predicted model, not a curated record. Lineage: Eukaryota; Metazoa; Chordata; Lepidosauria; Squamata; Gekkonidae.